Zerene cesonia (dogface butterfly) is the source of this 986-nucleotide messenger RNA. RefSeq lists its product as uncharacterized. The coding region runs from base 141 to 620 and encodes 159 amino acids. The record is from RefSeq and is a predicted model, not a curated record. NCBI's taxonomy places the organism in Eukaryota, Metazoa, Arthropoda, Insecta, Lepidoptera, Pieridae. The transcript is spliced from 5 exons.
UGUGACACAACAUGUCUCCAAAUAUCGUUUAUUAAUUAAACAGUUAUCUUAUUACAAUUCUCUUUUAUAAUUGUUACGAUAAUUCGUUCUGUGCUGCACAAUAAAAAAGAAAUCUGUGUUGUGAAUUGCUUAUUGUUAGAAUGGCCAGGAUGGAGUUGCCGGUUUUGGAUAAAUUUUGUUUUAUAUUCCAUUUGAAGACAGGAUGCAUCGCUAUGGGAAUUAUUAAUUCUAUAAUAACAUUCGUGCUAGCAGUGAUCCUGAUAACGUUCGCAGUUGAUAUUAAAGACGCGUCUGAGUCGAAAAAGGACGAAAUUGACACCGGCAUGUCGUCAGUAGUCUACACGAUAGUAGUGCUACUCGUCGUGCUACUGUUUGUUAAGUUCUUGCUGGAUCUCAUUUUCGUAUACGCGGUGCACAAGGAAAAAUGUGGAAUUAUAAAAAAGUAUUGCAUCUUCUGGAUCGUGUUCGUGGUGCUGUUCAUCAUCAGCUUCCUCAAGACGCUGUUCCACAUGGGCGCUGGCCAUGUUAUCGCACAACUGCUUUUCCUGGCGGAGAAUUUCUACUUCAUCGUUGUCAUCCGAAGCUAUCUCCUGUCAAUUAACGAAGAUGGCGUCUUGUAAAUUAUGAAAUUGCGAGGUAUUUAUUUGAUAUAAACUGAAAAGAUUUGGUUACAGAGUUAUUUUUCAAUAAUUGAAGUAAGAGACGCAAUUAACAAACGAUAUAUAAAUAAAACCCUUAUAAUUAAAAUAAAAACUACAUUAAUUUAUUUAAAUUUCAUGUAAUAUCCACACUUGUUGAUCACGGAUCCAUUGUUAAUUAAACUAAACACUGGUUGUGACAUUUUGUUGUGUAAAAAUAAUCUCACGAAGUUCCUGAAAUCUCGUAUUAAACAACGAAAUUUAAUCAUAGUUGUAAAUUUUAGUUUAUUUAAUUUUAUAAUCCACGAAACAGAGUCCGGAGAUAGGUAUAAACAUCGAACACGUCAU